AUGUUGGCGGCAUCAGCACCGCCUCCCGAAACGAAAGAACCUGAGAGAAAUGAUGAAGACUUGGAACCUGUACAGACCCUGCAACCUUCACAGACCUUGCAACCUGUACAGACCCUGCAACCUUUACAGACCAUGGAACCUUUGCAGUUAUUGCAGCCUUUGGAAGAUCAGAUAUUAAUUCAGAAGUCAACAGAAGCCAUCGAACUAACCGAAGCAGCAUCCGACUCCGGCCUCCAAGACCUAGUUUCUGUGGAGAGGCUGAUAAUCAUCAAGAAGGUGGCCAUGAAGCAGCUCCUGUCGCUGCAGAGUCAGCGGAGCCGGUACAUCAUCAAGGCGGCUGACUGCGCGCUUGCCUACUCCGUUCUGGAGGAAAACACCUGGUGGCUGGGCUUUCUCUGCUACGGUUUGCGGCCCUGCCAGCUAAAGAUCAUGAACAAGGCUGGAGACGAGAUUAUCAGGAUCCUGCGGCCCUUUGCCUUCACCACGAGGGUCACUCCGUGCCAGCUGCAACGGAUGGAGGUAUACUCUCCUCCGGACAAAUUGAUCGGCACCAUCGAGCAAAUUUGGACCCCCAUGAAGCCGUGCUACUCCAUCAAGGGUCCUGAUGGAGAGGACCUCUUCUCCGUACAAGGACCAUCAAACACCCUGGGCAUCUACCGCGACCUGCACUUCGAGAUCGUGCGGCCCGGGGGCUACCACGUUGGUAGCACCUGGAAGCGAUGGAGGGGGCUCGCGCAUGCGCUGUUCCGCUCCCCCACACUAGACAAGUACGUGUUAGAGCAGGAUAGCACGGCGUUUGGGCUGGCGUUCCAAAGAGACCUCUCAGUAGAAGAGAAAGCGCUGCUCCUCGCCAGCUCCCUGCUCAUCGACUACAUGUACUACGACACAUAA
Molecule: messenger RNA, 891 nt
Organism: Cydia strobilella
Lineage: Eukaryota; Metazoa; Arthropoda; Insecta; Lepidoptera; Tortricidae
Product: phospholipid scramblase 3-like
Exons: 6
Coding region: 1-891 (296 amino acids)
Biological process (GO): plasma membrane phospholipid scrambling
Cellular component (GO): plasma membrane
Molecular function (GO): phospholipid scramblase activity
Source: RefSeq, a predicted model, not a curated record